This is a messenger RNA of Lonchura striata (white-rumped munia), 2219 nucleotides long. The record is from RefSeq and is a predicted model, not a curated record. NCBI's taxonomy places the organism in Eukaryota, Metazoa, Chordata, Aves, Passeriformes, Estrildidae.
GCGGAACGCCGAGAACGCCAUCGAGGCGCUGAAGGAGUACGAGCCCGAGAUGGGCAAAGUCUAUCGCAGCGACCGCAAGGCCGUGCAGAGGAUCAAGGCCCGCGACCUCGUCCCGGGGGACAUCGCCGAGGUGGCAGUUGGGGACAAGGUCCCGGCCGACAUCCGCAUCAUCUCCAUCAAAUCCACCACGCUGCGCGUCGACCAGUCCAUCCUUACUGGCGAGUCGGUGUCGGUGAUCAAGCACACGGACCCGGUGCCCGACCCCCGCGCCGUCAACCAGGACAAGAAGAACAUGCUCUUCUCGGUGGGUGACGUCAUCGCUGACGUCAUCACUGACGUCAUCAGGGACCCCCGGAGACCCCAAAGUUCCUCCAGGAGACCCCAAAGUUCCUCCGAGGAACCCCCCAGGAACGUCCUGAGGUGUCCCCAGAGGUGCCCACGGGUCCCCGUUUGUCCCCAGAUGUUCAUCAUGGACAAGGUGGAGGGCGACGUCUGCUCCCUCAACGAGUUCUCCAUCACCGGCUCCACCUACGCCCCCGAAGGAGAAGUGCUGAAGCAGGAGCGGCCGGUCAAGGCGGGACAGUUCGAUGGCCUGGUGGAGUUGGCCACCAUCUGCGCCCUCUGCAACGACUCCUCGCUGGACUACAACGAGGCCAAGGGUGUCUACGAGAAGGUCGGCGAGGCCACCGAGACGGCGCUGACCUGCCUGGUGGAGAAGAUGAACGUCUUCAACACCGACGUCAGGAACCUGUCCAAGGUGGAGCGCGCCAACGCCUGCAACGCCGUGAUCAAGCAGCUGAUGAAGAAGGAGUUCACGCUGGAGUUCUCCAGGGACAGGAAGUCCAUGUCGGUCUUCUGCUCGCCGGCCAAGGCCUCGCGCGCCGCCGUGGGCAACAAGAUGUUCGUCAAGGGUGCCCCCGAGGGCGUCAUCGACCGCUGCAGCUACGUCCGGGUGGGCACGGCGCGGGUGCCGCUGACGCCGGCGGUCAAGGAGAAGAUCCAGGCCGUGAUCCGGGAGUGGGGCACGGGCAGGGACACCCUGCGCUGCCUGGCCCUGGCCACCCGCGACGCGCCGCCCAAGAAGGAGGACAUGGUCCUCGAGGACUCCUCCAAGUUCGCCGAGUAUGAGGUGGGCGGCCCCGAGGGGUCCCUGGGCGCUGGGACCUCAAAAUGGGUGGUGGGACCUCAAAAUGGGUGUUACGGGGUCCCACCACCCGCCCAACCCCACCCCACCUCCUUUCUCCUGCCUCCGGCGCAGACGGGCGACGGCGUCAACGACGCGCCGGCGCUGAAGAAGGCCGAGAUCGGCAUCGCCAUGGGCUCGGGCACGGCCGUGGCCAAGACGGCCUCGGAGAUGGUCCUGGCCGACGACAACUUCUCCACCAUCGUGGCGGCCGUGGAGGAGGGCCGGGCCAUCUACAACAACAUGAAGCAGUUCAUCCGCUACCUCAUCUCCUCCAACGUGGGCGAGGUCGUCUGCAUCUUCCUGACGGCGGCGCUGGGGCUGCCCGAGGCGCUGAUCCCGGUGCAGCUGCUCUGGGUGAACCUGGUCACGGACGGGCUCCCGGCCACCGCCCUGGGCUUCAACCCGCCCGACCUGGACAUCAUGGACAAGCCCCCGCGCAGCCCCAAGGAGCCGCUCAUCUCCGGCUGGCUCUUCUUCCGCUACCUGGCCAUCGGAGGCUACGUCGGGGCCGCCACGGUGGGAGCGGCCGCCUGGUGGUUCCUCUUCGCUGAGGACGGACCCAACGUCAGCUACCACCAGCUGACCCACUUCAUGCAGUGCUCCGAGCACAACGUGGACUUCGAGGGGCUGGACUGCGACAUCUUCGAGUCGCCGGUGCCGAUGACGAUGGCGCUGUCGGUGCUGGUCACCAUCGAGAUGUGCAACGCCCUCAACAGCCUGUCGGAGAACCAGUCGCUGGCCCGGAUGCCACCAUGGGUGAACAUCUGGCUGAUGGGCUCCAUCUGCCUCUCCAUGUCCCUGCACUUCGUCAUCCUCUACAUCGACCCCCUGCCCAUGAUCUUCAAGCUGACGCCGCUGACGCUGACCCAUUGGCUGAUGGUCAUCAAGAUCUCCUUCCCGGUCAUCCUGCUGGACGAGGCCCUCAAGUUCAUCGCCAGGAACUACCUGGAGGCGGAGGAGCCCGGCCGGAAGCAGCGCCGGAAGUGACGCCCCGGGGACCCCCAGGAGGAUUUCGGGGACCCCCGACCCCCCC